Messenger RNA from Seminavis robusta, 3822 nucleotides. The record is from the annotation of a GenBank genome assembly. NCBI's taxonomy places the organism in Eukaryota, Bacillariophyta, Bacillariophyceae, Naviculales, Naviculaceae.
AUGAUGGUGACAUUGAAUGCUGGUGGUAGUGGAGAAUCGCCGACACCAUCAGGAACCACUUUCAACGCCACCACACGAUCCAUGGUAGCCAAAGGCUCUCACGCUCUGAAUCGGCGGAGACGGGUUGGAAAGGGGACUAUAGGUGGUUAUGGUGGUGGCUACAAACCAGCUACAGGCACCACUGUUGUAGACUCUUCUACUGCUACUACUACUACAACUGCGAGACAAUCCGCUUCCUCCAAUCCAGAUCCAGCCAAAGCAUCAGGCGACAAUACUGGUGCACCCCCUACUAGUUCGUCUUCCUCCACAACGCCCCCAUCAGGAGCAAGUCAACCGCAGCAUAGUGGGGAAGCUGCUCCACCGAAACCUGCAAAGCCAUGUCACUCAGCUCGAAUGUCAGUGCUGUGUUGUCAAAAUGCCAUCCGAAUGGGGGCCAGGACUCAGCUGGGACUUUGUCCUCCUGGGCGACCAAGGCGCAGUCUACAAGCCGCAUUGAGACAGCGAACACGUGCUACUUCAUCGCAUUCAUCUGUGCAAUCUGGGAGUCGAAGGCUUUCCCUGGGUGCUGCCGCAGAUGCGAAUGGGUACUAUGCACUGGAGAAAAUGAUUGGGACGCAGUCUUUGGAAGACUACGAAGACCAAGAAGAGGAUUAUUUGCUUAGUACCAAUACUUUUGAUGUCGAAAGUGACGAAGAAGCAAGCAGCGGAGACGAAGAUGAAUUAGGCGCCAUGGACUCCCUGCUGUCUCCAGAGUCGCCUGCUCUCGACAAUGAGAACAAGUAUGUCAACCUGAGGGAGCCCAUGUUUACUCCCAUAGGAGCGGACGGUUCUUUAACAAACGCCAACGGCACACCAAUGGUAUCCGGGAUGGGAACGGGCGCCUCUGGGAAGCUUCCAUUCAAUCGAAGAAAACUCCGAUACUUUGAUGGCAUUACAGCACAGGAUAGACAAGCAGCGAGAACCUACCUCAGGGACGAGGCUGACAAAGCUAGGAGACGCAACGGUGCAUUGCUCAAACGCCAUCUAAAGCGCAUGCAGAAAUUCGAACGUUCAAAACGACGCAUGCAAAAUGGAGAAAUGACCAACGACAUCGCUGAGGACGACACCGACCUGGAACUCAUCGACGCGGGUGUUGGCCAGUUUGAACAGCCCAUGACGACGACGAUGUCGGCAGCAUUGAUUUUGGAAAGUCUCUCCUUGAAUUCCUUGGAAAGUAUAGAGGGAAUGGCCAAAUGCUACGAUGGAAUCGUCGCUGCUGGGGUCGCGCUUUUGGAAUCGCAGCAUUCCGAUGUAACCUCCCCCGUCGACGUCGAUGGAGAGAACGAAAAGCCACGGACUAGCCGUGCCGAUGUCCUGGCGGCGUUGGCACCACUUCUCAUUACUUCAUUAAACCAACCAUCAGGUGAUGUGAUUAUGAUGCUCGCGAGGAUGAGGCGAAUGUGCGGAACGCCACGAUACCAACGCAGAUUUGUACAGCGCGUGGCGCCCUGUUUGAUCCGACCAAAGAAUGCUGCCAUGUGGUGUCUAAGGCAUCAGCAUGAUAUGGAACCAAUCACUGCGGCUGCCGAGCUCAUUUUCGAUUGCGCUCAUGAAAUCUUUAGCAAGGGUUGGUACGAGAAGGGUCAGUUGUACUUGGCGGACUCCAAGCGAGCCGAGACUUUGAAUUCGGCGGCGGCGCAGCUGCGCAACCUCAGCGGAGAGCCAUCAGGCGAAGGCCUUUCCCUUGCACUUACAGCUGGGCACAGCCACGGAAUUAGAAGGUACAUGUCAGGGACAUCAUCGAAGGAACACAAGGGCUCCAACGAACACUUGGCGGAAUGGGAAGUCAUGGCAAUUGACAAAGAAAUUGGAUUUUCAAUUUCCAAAAUCAUGUCAUCAGACUGGAACCGUGUCAAUCUCAACACCAAGGAUUCUGACAGUGUUCGUUCCUUUCGAAGGACCACAUCUGUUGCAAGCAAGCGGCCAUCGGUUUUGCCCCAAUCGUCGAGUGGCGAAGCCAGUCCGAGGGCCAUGAUCCUGUCGCCCCGAAGUCCGUCCAGACCGCUUGGAAUGAAAACACCUCUGUCACCGCCGCCUCCAAAAGAUUUCAGUCUUUUAGCGCCACAAUCCGAGAGCCUCUUUGAAAACAUCAUGCCUACUCAACCUGGACCAGCCGACCGACCAACAAGCCCAGACAAUUCUUUCGUUCAAAAGAAUAUCAAUACCACUAUAAUGUCGCCGCCACCCGCACCCCGCCAAGGUGAUGACAAUGGCGCCAUUUCGAGUUCCACGCCACCUCGAUCACCAAAGUCGCCCAAGCGAGACGGCGUCGAGCAGGCUCCGCCCCUAUCGAAACCAAUUACACCCACCCCGACACCUUUCACACCAAUUUCCCCCAGGCGAUCCAAAGUAUUGUCACCGCCCUCGAGCCAAAACAUUCAAGACGCUGCUGACCCAACAGCCAUGGCUCCCUUCACUCCAUCACUUGGGAUGAAUCCAGCGGCUCCCCUGUCGCCGUCUUCGAUUGGAACAAGCUCAACGUCGGAGCUGACGUAUCGACCCAACAUGGGUGCCUCCAUGGUUUCAGCCGGGUCAGGGGCUUCUCAGGCGGCUCACUACAGAACGCUGACUUCAACGGCUUCAGAACGAAAGCGAACAGUAGCUGCUUGUCGCGCACUGCGAGCGCAAAUUACUCGUUUCGAAGAUGCCUUCAUUCAGCUCCAUGGACGUCCUCCAAAAGGGGCUGCUGAACGUGCACCGUUGGCUACAACCUAUUCUCAGUACAGGGAGUGGAAGCGUGCCAUUCGUGCUGAUGCCGCCUGUCGCAUUCAAGCACUAUUUCGUGGUGCUCGACUUCGCUGGGACCUCAUGAGAAGUGAUGACUCCAAGAUUAGCGACAUUGUACGCCGUCGAGCCGGUCGAAAGGAAUUCAGUGGCCAAGCAACAGCGCAGUCUGCACGGCAACUACCCAACCAGGAGAAUCUCUUGAACCACAUUGGCAUUCCAGUCGAGAUCGGGGACACCGGCGACGUCAACCGAAGCGGCGGAUUAAUCAAACCGCACACGAGCAGCUCUGUCGGAAUCACAAAAUCUCCUGCUCAAUUUGGCGACACCUUUCCUGGGCAACCCACCGGUCAGGUGCUUACGACACCACAGUGGGCAACUCAAGUGUCGCCUGCUCCUCCUAACGCUUCGACAGAGUUUGCUUCCUUUUCAUUAGCUGAUCUGCAAUCGAAGAAACGGGAGCUGAAGCAACAACUCAAGCAAUACGACAUGAACUUUGCUCGCAAGCACGGUCGAAUGCCAGUGAAGAAAGAAAAGGAACCGAUUCGUCAUCUUUACGAGGAAUACAACGCCCUGAAGAGCCAAAUUGCCAUGUUAGAACAAGAAGGGCCAAGGCACCCUCAGGUUCCUACUCCUGGUGUCCAGCCGCCACCGAGCAAGCCCGGGGGAGUUCCUUCGCCGCCACAAGACAGAUUUAUUCCGUUUGCCCCACCAACACCGCCAGACUCUGGCAGUGACAGCGAGCGAAGUAUUGAUUCUCCAUUGGCGGGGACUGGUCGCGGCGCCAAGCCGUCUAGGAAUUCUACUCCACCGAUUACCCCAACGGGUGCGCCAUCGCAAGACCUUGCAGCUUUGAAAGCCGAAAAGGCUCAGCUGCAUCAGAUGCUCCGAUCCUACGAGAAGGACUUCUUCAAGGAACACAAGCGCCAAGUGUCAAGUUUUGCGGACAUCAAACCUGUUGCUUCGCAGUAUCGUCGCUACAAGGAGAUCAAGAAACAAAUUGCAGCUUUGCAAGGGUCUUCAGAUAGACAGACGAGACCAUCCAGUGCAGUUCGAUGA